AUGCUUAGAAAGAACAGAUUCAAGAAACAAGUGUUUGAUGAUAUUAAAAUAGAAAGAGAGGUCGACAUGCGUAAGCGGAUCCAUUCCAUAUACAACAAGUCAGAGGAGGACUUCUCAGACCUCAAAGAGUAUAACGCUUACCUUGAAUACAUAGAGAACCUCAUCUUCAAUCUUGCGAAUGGAAUUGAUGUGGAGAAGACUGAAGAAGAAAUCACGAAGUACGAAAAUGAGCACAAGAUUGAGAUUCUAGAAAGAGCCAUGAGAGAGAGUGAGAAAGACGCUGACAUCACUAAAUACCAGGAAGCAACCGAAAGGCUAAGGCAGGAAAAGCUCAAGAUUCAAAGGCAAAUGGAGUUGGAAGAUAUGGAGUUCCAACAGCAGCAGAAGCAAGAACUAAUGGAAAGGUUAUCAUCCUCGGAUGCAAAUGCCGAAGAUAUAUUGAAGGAGCAAAGAAGUCAGCAAGCAAAAAGAAUAAGUCUCAGGAAGAAACAGCUACAGCAAAUCUCUAAUCAAUUGGAUCAACAAUUCGCAUCUGUCAGUGGAUUGGCCAAGAAUGGAAAAGACAAGGCAGACAAGACACCAUUCACUCCCUUCCAGGGCGACAGGGAUCUACAAAAAAGGUAUUCGUUUCUUGGAGCAUCUGCUGAUGCUGUCAAAGAUUCACAUGACGCAUAUUAUGACCCUUAUGUCAACAAGCUUGCCAAGAAUAGGGAAUAUUUGGGCAGUGGCUGGCGCAUAGAGUUAGUUUUGGAAAGAGCAUUGGAUGAAGCCUUCAUGGGCUUGAACUGUUUCAUCGAGAAGGAAAAACAGUUUGAAGUUACGACAGUAUAA
Messenger RNA from Candidozyma auris, 831 nucleotides. It is a transcript of the gene TFB3, whose product is annotated as TFIIH/NER complex subunit TFB3. The coding region runs from base 1 to 831 and encodes 276 amino acids. The transcript has a single exon. The record is from RefSeq and is a predicted model, not a curated record. Lineage: Eukaryota; Fungi; Ascomycota; Pichiomycetes; Serinales; Metschnikowiaceae. Gene Ontology annotation, biological process: regulation of cyclin-dependent protein serine/threonine kinase activity; DNA repair; regulation of transcription by RNA polymerase II. Gene Ontology annotation, cellular component: transcription factor TFIIH holo complex.